UUAAUUCCGCGUUCGACCUAGACAUGAGUUUUGGCCACUGUGUGAUUCCGUACACUGUCAAACAGUGUUGUGGUUGAUCCCUGUUUAAGAGCAAUUGCUCUUGUUUGUGUAUGACAAACGUGUUACAGUUAGCUGCAGUUAAUAGUGGGACAGAGCUGCUCUUUCUGCCUAGGUACUGCUCACGGAGCUUGGCCGCAGUUGCAAGAGGACGCCUGUUGACCGGAACACACAACAGGGAACCGAAUGUCUUCUAAAGGUGGAGGCACCAGUCUGACCAGAAGGAGCUACAGACUGUCCACAGACAUAGACAAAACUAAAGCCACAGGGAUUAUCAACGAGAAGCUGCUCAGUGACUACCUGCACCAUGUCUUCCCCUCAACCAAUCAGGGACCUGCAGUGGCACCUCUCAGGAACUCUCUUGGUUUUCAGGAUCUUUCAUCUCACAUAGACAGACUUUUGUCUGAAGGAGAAGUCUUUGAGGAGAUUAAAGAUGAGCCUGUGGACGGUCGUCUGGGUCCUCAGCCUGUGGUCCUGGAUCACACUAGUGGUUUUGAAGGACUUUUGUUUGUAGAUGAUGACCUGCUGGGGGUGAUUGGACACAGCAACUUUAGUUCCAUCAGAGCCACCACCUGUGUUUAUAAAGGGAAAUGGGAGUACGAGGUUCUGAUCUCCUCUCAGGGUCUGAUGCAGAUUGGCUGGUGCACACUUAAUUGUCAUUUCAACCAAGAGGAGGGUGUGGGCGACACCCCCGAUUCGUACGCUUAUGAUGGCAACAGAGUCAGGAAGUGGAACGUGACAACAACCAACUAUGGAAAGUCUUGGGCAGCAGGUGACAUCGUCAGCUGUCUGAUUGACCUGGACGAAGGAACCAUCACCUUCUGUCUGAACGGACAGUCUUUGGGGACAGCCUUCACCGAUAUUAAGACUGGACCAGGUGUCGCCUACUUUCCUGCUAUCAGUUUGUCCUUCAAAGAGUCAGUGGCGUUUAACUUCGGGAGCCGCCCGCUACGGUACCCAGCAGAGGGUUACCUCCCACUGCAGGACCCACCCAUCACAGAGCUGACCAAAGCCCACAAGCUGCUAGGCUACAUCAAAAAUAUCCUGUCCACCACCAUAGACACCCAGGAGGACAGGUUGGUAGAGAGUGAUUCCGCCACCUGGAGCCUUUGUGGAGACACCACCAUCCUUGUCACCCUGGCACAUGUCUUCAACUACUUUGCUCCUCUUAUGUGUAAGGUGUACCUGGUUGAGGACGUUCUGAUGAACUUCUUUCUGGGAAUACUGGAGGGAGGAGGUUCAGUCAGUGAACAUCCACUCAUUCAACAACUGCUGGAUUUAUUUUGGCUCAUUAUGGAGGAUUAUGAAGUGAACGAGUGUUUGAAGCAGUUAAUGAUGUCAUUACUCAGGGCCUAUCGAUUCUCUCCAAUAAUCCCUGAUCUGGGAUUUCAGGUCCACUACCUGCGUCUGACCACUGCGAUCCUUCAUCAUGAGAAGUCCAGGAAGUACCUGCUCAACUAUGUUUUAUUCGACGUUCUUCGCUCUGUUGUCUUCUUCUACAUCAAAACUCCUUUGAGGGUAAAGGAAGCUGGGCUGGAGGAGCUCAUUCCCACCACCUGGUGGCCAACACACUUUGACAAGGAGGGUAAGGCAGAGCGUGAACCUAAAGAUGAGAGCGCAGAUGAACGUGUGAGGAGGAGAGCAUACGAUCGUGGUUGUCAGAGGCUGAAGAAGAGGAUCGAAGUGGUGGAGGAGCUGCAGGUUCAGAUUCUCAAGCUUUUGCUCAGCAACAAUGAUAAGGCUACGAGUGAAGCUUCUCGAUACAUUUUCCUAAACAAGUUCAGGAAGUUUCUGCAGGAAAAUGCCAGUAACAGAGGACAUCCCACAGCUCUGUGUCCUCCGGAGUAUAUGGUUUGUUUCCUUCAUCGUCUUAUUGCGGCGGUGAGAAGCUGCUGGGACGAAGGGCAGAAGAAAAGGCCAGGCAGCAUUAAGAGUGAAGAGGCCUUCAUUCCCGCCCAGCUCUUCUUUAAUGGUAAAGUGGACUACUUUGACCUUCAGAGACUAGGGGGUCUCCUGUCCCAUUUGAAGAAGACGCUCAAAGAUGACCUGGCCAGCAGGGCCAACAUCAUCAUAGACCCAGCAGAAAUUCAGGCCACGUCUAUGGACGACCUGGAUGAGGACGAGGAGACUGGAGCAGCUCAGAGACCCGGCGGUGCAGCCGCUGUGAGUGGAACUCUGGGCAGACCCAGCUGGUUAAGUUCUCCCACGUUGGGCCGGGCCAAUCGGUUUCUGAGCACGGCUGCCGUCAGUCUAAUGACACCCAGGCGUCCUCUGACCCAGCAGGAGAAGGUGAAGGUUCGAACCCUGGCAGUGGAGCAGAGGACAGAGGAGGACAUUGAGGGUAGCCACAGUAAUGACGGCCUGUUGCUGGGGCGACUGAUAGAUGAGCCUGACCAGCAGGUGGCAGACAAGUCCCUGCUGGAGAUAUUGGAUGGCAUCGUGAUGAUGUACAACCUGAGUGUUCAUCAGCAGCUGGGGAAGAUGGUGGUGGUCUCUGACGACGUCCAUGAGUAUGCCAUGGCGCAGAAGGACACAGAGGAGAAGAUCACACGAUGUCCUGCGCAAAGGAUGGACAUCCUAGACGAGCUGCAGAAGAGUCAGAAGGUUUUUUCUGAGAAGCUCAACCACCUGAGCAGACGGCUGGCCUGGAUCAACACUACCAUCUACUCCAAGGAGAAGAUGCUGGAUAUUUACUGGCUCCUGUGUGUCUGCAUUCGCACCAUCAAACACGCUGACAACAGCGGCUCGCUCUUUGCCUUUAUGCCUGAGUUUUACCUCAACGUGGCCAUGAACGCCUACAGCGCCCUGAAAAACUACUUUAGCCCGUCCCACAGCAUGGAGGAGCUUCCAGGUUAUGAAGAAACUCUGACUCAGCUGGCUGCUAUCCUGGCUAAACACUUUGCUGAUCCACGGAUUGUAGGAACAGGUGCACACACUCACACACACACACACACACACACACUAAUAUCAGUCUCUCACCAAGGUUAUAAUAGUUUGGGGUUGUCCGUCGUAGUUCAGUUUUAUUUUGUUUCUUUUAUUCAGUUUGAAUUCGUUUUUCAGAGCGAGUUUGCUAGUUUCGUGUGUUGUCAGGGUUGUGGUUUUGGAUACAGAUACACUCGACUUCCCACCCUGCUGAAAACCAAACCUGAAGACAUGAACCUGCCAAGCCUGCAGAAGCCGUGUCCCUCAUUGCUGCUGCAGAGACACAUGGCGGAGCUGCUGAACACGGACAAAGAAAUGGCUGCUUCGUUUCUUAACAGUGUCCUCAACCAGCUAAACUGGGCCUUUUCUGAGUUCAUAGGCAUGAUCCAGGAGAUCCAACAGGCAGCAGAACGUCCAGAAAGGAACUUUGUGGAUGCUCGUCAGCUGAAGGUGUGUGCCACCUGUUUCGACCUCUCUGUGAGUCUGCUGCGAGUGCUGGAAAUGACUGUUACCUUGGUUCCUGAGAUUUUUCUGGACUGGUCCCGCCCCUCUGCUGAGCUGCUUCUCAGACGAUUGGCCCAGCUUCUGAACCAGGUGUUGAACAGAGUCACAGCUGAGAAGAAUCUGUUUGACCGUGUGGUCAACCUGAGACUACCAGGUCUGGAAAGUGUGGACCACUACCCCAUUCUGGUGGCAGUCACAGGAAUCCUGGUUCAGAUUCUAUUGGAUGGAGACAGACAAGGAACGUCUCCAGCUGCUUCCGUCCUUCUCGCCGAUCCCUGCUUCCAGUUGCAUUCGAUCCAGUACCUGUUAGGAGAGGGUGCAGAGCCUCCUGGCUCCUCCUCCUCCAUGUCUUCAACUCGUCAUGUGGUUGGAGCCUUGAGUUCAUCCGUGGCUCCUCCCCUUCCUCUUACCUCAGGAAGCAGCGGACAAUCAGAGGGCAAACACUUCUCCCUGCAGGCGUACAGCGACUACAUCACUGAGGAGGAGAAACACAGGGUGGAGCAGGUGUUGCAGUUGCUCACAGAGGAAUCCAAAAAGGCUGCUGCCUCCACAGCUCCAACCAGUGAGGAGGACCUGUGUCCCAUCUGCUAUGCUCACUCCAUCUCUGCUGUCUUCAGACCCUGUUCACACAAGUCCUGCAAGGCUUGUAUCAACCAACAUCUGAUGAACAACAAAGACUGUUUUUUCUGCAAAGCCACCAUCACUGGAGUGGACGACUACACUAAGAGUUCCACAACCUAAAGACAGCAAGACAAGGACCCCCCGACGGCAAGACAAGGAUUUGAAGAUAGUGGUACAAAGACAAGAAGACAAAGACCUGAGAACAAGAAGACAAAAACCUUAAGACUAGAACAUAAAGACCUCAGGACAACGGACAAAGACCCGAACACAACAAGACUUAGACCUGAAGAAAGCAGGACAAAGGCCUGGAGACAAGAAGUCAAAGACCUCAAGACAAUAGGACAAAGACGUGGAGGCAUGGGACAAAUACCUGAGGCCAACAGGACAUAUACCUGGAGAUAACAAGACAAAGACUUGAGGACAAAGGGACAAAGACCUGGAGACAACAGAAUAUAGACCUGUAGACAACAAGACAAAGACCAGAAGACAACCUCAUUGAAGAAUUGACAACAUUUGAAUGUCACCUGUCUUUGCUGCGAUGUAAUCACACAUGACUUCCUUUGUCAGUGCCAUGGGUCAUGUGAGUGGAAUUGGACAUUGCUGUAUCUUUUCGUUUGUCUUUUAUGACUUGAGAAGUUGUUUUAAAGUAGGUUUGAAGCUUGAAAACACACUCCUUUUGAUUUUAAAGUACUUUUUUUAUUUUUCAAGAUUAACUCGAAACAAAAGAUUUAAACAUGAAUUUAAAAUCUCGGCACAUUUGCUUUUAACAUUCGGUUGAAUCCCUACAUUUUUACUUUCGAAUUUUCUCCUUCUUUAGACUCCUGGAUUCAUUCAGAUGUUUAAAAGAUGUCCAAACAUUGUUUACUGCCAUAAUAUAUGGACAUUUAAAUCAAAAGAAUGGUUCAAACUGUCCAAACUUGUGACAUUCACUGACACUGAGGCUGCAGAGAAAAGUCCGGUUGAUUAUAAAUGUGUUUGUUGUGACUCUAAAACAUUAAAUUAUUUAUAUUCCAGAGGA
Cynoglossus semilaevis (tongue sole) is the source of this 5122-nucleotide messenger RNA. RefSeq names its product ring finger protein 123 (gene rnf123). Lineage: Eukaryota; Metazoa; Chordata; Actinopteri; Pleuronectiformes; Cynoglossidae. Gene Ontology annotation, cellular component: cytoplasm. Gene Ontology annotation, molecular function: ubiquitin-protein transferase activity; protein binding. The record is from RefSeq and is a predicted model, not a curated record. The transcript is spliced from 38 exons. Bases 244 to 4224 code for a protein of 1326 amino acids.